AUGCGCUUCUUCACACCACUCGCCUUCCUGGCCUUCGCCAUGUCCAUCACCGCAGUGCCCAUCACCCCAUCUGCGCCCUCCCUCCAACGCCGCGCCGAGCAAUUCCGCCUCCAAGGCCUGCAAGAACACGAGAUAGCCGAGAAGCUCACACUCGUCUCCACUCCAUCUGCCGAGGACGACUCCCCCCUGCCCACCUCCCUCUUCUCCUCUCUCAGCACAAAACUGCACUCCUUACUGCGCCCGUGCUCCGAGGAGGACCAUGACGACUACGACGACAUCUCCGGCGACAUUGCACCGGGGUCGCUGGAGGCGCCGCAGAUGCUGCCAAGGCCGGUGGCGACGCUGGGGAAGCCGUCUGCGUUGGGACGGAUCAUCGCUGUGCUGAGGAAGGGCGAUGAGGGUGGCAACUUUGCGUAUGAGGGGAAGGAGUUGGAGUUGCGGCGGCCGACGGGGAUGAGGCAUUGGGGGGCGGCGGAUAAGUGGAGGUUGUUCUAA
This is a messenger RNA of Paraphaeosphaeria sporulosa, 495 nucleotides long. RefSeq lists its product as uncharacterized. Lineage: Eukaryota; Fungi; Ascomycota; Dothideomycetes; Pleosporales; Didymosphaeriaceae. The transcript is spliced from 2 exons. The record is from RefSeq and is a predicted model, not a curated record. Bases 1 to 495 code for a protein of 164 amino acids.